AUGUUGAUCCCCCGCCUGACUCUAUUGUCACCUCUAUUCAACAUAAACAAAAUGACUCCUCAUAUGAUCCUUACCUCACCUAUUAACUCCCCUAAUAAGUUUGACUGCUUAGAACUUGAAGGUGGCCAUCUUGUAGUUAAGCUUGCACAAAACUCUGAGCAUCCACCUGGACCCUCAUUAGAAUUCACAUCUCUCUUAGCUCCAGCAGAGCAGAAUACUGUGAUAUCUAGUAAGGAGAUUGCAACCACCAAGAAGAAGAAAGUCAAAAAGAAGUCAACUGACCAUGGGAAGCAAAGGGUACCGGAGAUCCUUAAGCUCAGGAAAUCACUUUUCUUAUCAUUAAUCUGGCAC
Ilex paraguariensis (yerba mate) is the source of this 351-nucleotide messenger RNA. NCBI's taxonomy places the organism in Eukaryota, Viridiplantae, Streptophyta, Magnoliopsida, Aquifoliales, Aquifoliaceae. The record is from the annotation of a GenBank genome assembly.